Heterotrigona itama is the source of this 1062-nucleotide messenger RNA. The record is from the annotation of a GenBank genome assembly. Lineage: Eukaryota; Metazoa; Arthropoda; Insecta; Hymenoptera; Apidae.
AUGCAGGAGAGACCGCGAAGCAUGCAGGAGAGACCGAGAAGCAUGCAGGAGAGACCACUAAUGGUACAAAACGCAACCCUGAGGGAGAACAAAACCUCGAAUCACGACCACGCAUUACAAGGUAUUAUGAACGAACGAGUCGAGACUCUGUGUUCCGCUCAAAUUUAUAUCGCCGGAAAACCAUCGACUUCCACGUUGUUCCAGACACUCUCGCGAUACCGAAGGGCUCUUAGGAUCUUCCUUCUGCUCCGCCGGAACCGCAAUAUCACACCCCGAGCAAAAUGUUACAUGGGGAGACGUAACCAUUCCUUUCUCGCAACCAACAAUGACGAUACCCGCUCGUGCCGUUUCGUAUCAAAAAUUCAAGGUCCGCCCGUCGCAUAUCACUCGAAACGAGAAAUAGCCCUCGACGUAACGAUUCACGAUUCGUUAGUCCGAUGCGAGAAGAAUCGUAUCACCGUCGCAUGCGUCAACACUUCUGACGAAGCCCGCGUCAUAUCCGCGCCCGUCAUAGUGCUGGAAGACGUCGAGACAGUCUCAAACGUACCGCCAGUGGCGUCGCAAACGGAAAAAUCCAAAUCCGCCGAUUCGCGCGCCCUCGACAUAAACAGUAAGCUAUCCGUAUACGAGCGAAUCCGCGAAUUAAACUCGGUCAUACCGACGACACACCUGAGCGAAGAAGAAAAGAACUACGUAUCAGAGUCGACCGAUCAAAAUUUCGACCUCUUCCAUCUCGCAAGCAACGCGCCAGGGAAAACAGAGACCUUUACGCACAAAAAUUUGACUACCUACGAGGCACCACGCGAAACAGCAUUGUCAUCCGCCGAUUCUCAAGAGAAGGAUGGACAGGCAAACGAACAGACAUACAAACAUGCAAUCGAAAAUCCGAAUUCGCCCUGCGAAUCGCCGUUGUGGAUCGAGCCCGAAAAACCGGGCCAGACAGUUGAGAACAUCGAUAUAUACCCAAAUAAAAUAGCUUGCAAAUACAAACCCAGACUAAUUCAUCAAAAGAGACGGGAGCGUCUAAAAACAUCACUCGCGGCGACGUUGUCAGUGCCGUAG